CUGUCACCUGUGAUCUCCUCUCCGAGAGCCAUGGGAGCUGCAGGUUCCCUCCCCACCUCGCCAGCAACGCCUUCAACGCCCACAAGUGAACCAAGAGCCUGGUCUGCGCGUGGGAGCCCGACUCUGGACGCUGCAGCCGAGCCGCACACGCCGUCUCUGCGCUCGGGGAAAUGAAUCCGAAGCUUCCCUACGUCCUGCUGCUGGGGGCUGCGGUGAUCAUCUUCGUGCUGUCCUGCAUGCUGCUGAGCAGGGGGAAGCGCUCACCCAGCUGCGAAUCCCAGCCCCACGUCGUGGAGAACACGGACUCCAGGAGCCGCAGCCGGGUGUUCGCCGACCUGACGGCCGAGGAGCUGGCGCAGGUGGUGCGGUACCUGCAGGGGCACCUCGGGGUGCCUCUGACCGACGCCUCCCGCGCCGAGCCCUCCGACAACUGCAUCGCCUCCCUGGACGUGCAGCUGCCCGCCAAGGCCGAGGUGCUGCGCUUCCUGGACGAGGGGGGGGCUCGGCCGCCGCGGGAGGCACUGGCCGUGCUGUACUUCGGCGACCAGCCGGAGCCCAACAUCACCGAGUACGUGGUGGGGCCGCUGCCGACGCCGGCGUAUCACCGGGACGUCACGGCGCGCAAGUACGGCGGGAAGCUGCCCUACCACCGCAGACCCACGCUGGCUGUCGAGUACAAGCAGCUGGGAGCAUUCUUAGAGAUGGUGGCAUUCGCUGCAGCCCCGACCUUCCUGAAAGAAGUCUUGGAGUACGACGGCACCAACGUGGCGUUUCAGACCACGGCACCUCACGGGUUCCGGUCCGGAGACCGUAAGUCCUGGUUGGUUGUGUUCCAGAACGUGAGCGGGUUCUUUGUGCACCCCGUGGGGCUGGAGGUGCUGGUGGAUCACAGCAGCCCGGACACGUCCCGCUGGGCGGUGAGCAGGGUGUUCUACAACGGGCAGUACUACAGGGACAUGGCCCAGCUGGAGAGCGCCUACGCGCAGGGCCGCGUCAGCGUGGCCAAGGUGAGGAAAGCGCCGCGGGACGGGGACUUCUCGUCCAUGAAGCCGCGAGCGCCUGGGGCCGCCCCGUUCCCUCUGCAGUACGAGCCCCAGGGCCCCCGCUACAGCGUGAGGGACAACCAGGUGCAGUUCCAGGCCUGGAGCUUCGCCUUCGGCGUGAGCGUGAGCACGGGGCUGCGCCUGUUUGACGUGCGGCACCAGGGCCAGAGGGUGGCCUACGAGAUCAGCGUGCAGGAGGCCCUGUCGGUGUACGGCUCCAACUGCCCCGGCGGCAUGUCCACCAGGUACAUGGACGGCAGCUUUGGCAUCGGCCGCUACAGCUCCCCCUUGGUGCGGGGGGUCGACUGCCCCUAUUUAGCAACGUACCUGGACGUGCACUACCUGGCUCAUUCCCAGGUCCCAAGAACUAUUAAAAACGCCCUCUGCAUCUUUGAGCACAACCUGGGCUCCCCUCUGAGGCGACACUACUCCAACUUGCAGUCGCUCUACUACGGGGGGAUGGUCAACUCUGCUCUGGUCCUUCGGUCCAUCUCAACUGUGGGCAACCACAACUACGUGUGGGAUUUCAUCUUCUACCAGAACGGGGCCAUCGAAGGCAAGGUGCAGGCCGCGGGGUACCCCAGCUCAUCCUUCCUGCACGGGGAUGGGCUGAGAUACGGCAACAGGCUGUGGGAGCACACGCUGGGUAUGAUACGCACUCAUUCUGUGAACUACAAAGUGGACUUGGACGUGGGAGGGGUGAAAAACUCCUUGGUGGCCCACGACAUGGCGUUUGAGAUGGCACGGGCUCCCUGGAACCCAGAGCAGCAGAUAGAGAGGCCACGACUCACCAAGAAAGUCCUGGACACAGAGGACCAGGCUGCCUUCCGCCUCCAGGAGAAGAUGCCCAGAUACAUCUACUUUGCGGCCAACAGCAAAAACAAGUGGGGCCACCAGCGUGGCUACAGGAUCCAGAUCACCAGCUUUGCAGGGGACCACCUCCCUGAAGCCAGCUCCAUGGAGAGGGCCAUCAGCUGGGCAAGGUACCAGCUGGCUGUCACCCGGAGGAAGGAGGAGGAGCCCACCAGCACCAGCAUCUACAACCAGAAUGACCCCUGGACGCCCACUGUUGCCUUUGCUGACUUCAUCAACAACGAGACCAUCACCAACGAGGACCUGGUUGCGUGGAUAACCGCUGGUUUCCUUCACAUCCCACACUCUGAGGAUAUCCCCAACACCGUGACGGUGGGAAACGCUGUCGGCUUCCUCCUGAGACCCUACAACUACUACGACCUGGACCCUUCCAUCUACUCUCACGACGGAGUGUUCUUCACCAGCGAGCAGGACGUCACGGCGUGUGACGUCAACCCCAUCGCCUGCCUGCCCAAAACCGCCUCCUGCUUGCCAAGCUUCCCCCCCUUCACCUACGACGGCUUCCAGAACGUGAGCAGGCUGUAAUGCUCCAGGAAGGCGUUAGGAGACAGUCAGGGACAGCGAGUUUACUGCUCCCGGUGGCUUUUUUUCCCCUUAGUGAAGUUGUCUCAGUCUCCAGCUGUGCAGCGACUUCGCUGCUCUGUCAUUGCUUUUAAAAUAGUGCUCUUUGAAAAGGGAAGUGUGAUCCUCCUGGCAUGAUGCCUGACAGGGAGGCAGCAUUAUCUCUGUUAAUCUCCGACUUUGAGUCUGUUGCAGGAGGAAAGUGAGGAGAAAACCCCCGUUCCUCUGCUGUAAAAGCAAGUGCUGUGUAGUGCCUGUCUCAGGUU
Messenger RNA from Colius striatus (speckled mousebird), 2743 nucleotides. RefSeq names its product membrane primary amine oxidase-like. Gene Ontology annotation, biological process: amine metabolic process. Gene Ontology annotation, cellular component: plasma membrane. Lineage: Eukaryota; Metazoa; Chordata; Aves; Coliiformes; Coliidae. Gene Ontology annotation, molecular function: primary methylamine oxidase activity; copper ion binding; quinone binding. Bases 171 to 2441 code for a protein of 756 amino acids. The transcript is spliced from 4 exons. The record is from RefSeq and is a predicted model, not a curated record.